CGGUGUGUGUACAGCUGAGCCGUUGCCCCUGGCUACCGCCGCUCGCGCUCGCUGCCUGCUCGGGCCUUCGCGUGCCCCGCUGGCUGGCUGGCAGGCUGCUCGCGCGCAGCGGCCGCGCGCGCCCGCCCGCCCUGUAGCGGCCGGUUUCCCUGCGCGGGCUUUGCGCCUGGCGCGCGGCCGCUCCGCUCCCCUGGGUGAGCGCGCGCGGGCGCGCGGCUGGGGGAGAAGCGCUCGGGCCAGCUAGAGGUGAAAGCAAAUCACCCGCAGAGCUACUUGUGAAGGGCUUGGAUGCUGCAGUGAUGGGCUGGUGCCCCAUCAGUGGAUGGAACGCUCUUGGCUAUAUCACAGCUCCCCCUCACCAGUGUUAGUUCUCCUCACUCUUUCUGCAGCACAAAGACACAGCUGUUUCGGAGUUAAAAUGGAAAAGUACGAGACCCUUGGGCUAGUCGGAGAAGGAAGCUACGGAAUGGUAAUGAAGUGUAGAAAUAAAGACAACGGAAGAAUAGUUGCCAUCAAGAAGUUUUUGGAAAGUGAGGAUGAUAAAAUGGUUAAAAAAAUUGCCAUGCGAGAAAUCAAGCUACUCAAGCAACUUCGACAUGAAAAUCUGGUGAACCUGCUGGAAGUGUGUAAGAAGAAGAAACGAUGGUAUCUGGUGUUCGAAUUUGUAGAUCACACACUCCUCGACGACCUUGAGCUGUUUCCACAUGGACUAGAUUACAGUAGAGUUCGGAAAUAUUUAUUUCAGAUUAUAAAAGGAAUAGGAUUUUGUCACAGUCACAAUAUAAUACACAGAGACAUUAAACCGGAAAAUAUAUUGGUCUCCCAAUCAGGAGUUGUAAAACUCUGUGAUUUUGGAUUCGCUCGUACUCUGGCAGCCCCUGGUGAAGCUUACACUGACUAUGUGGCAACGCGAUGGUACAGAGCUCCAGAACUGUUGGUUGGCGAUACCAAGUAUGGCAAGGCUGUGGAUGUGUGGGCCAUUGGCUGUCUGGUCCCAGAAAUGCUUACAGGAGAGCCCCUGUUUCCUGGGGACUCAGACAUUGACCAGCUGUACCAUAUCAUGAAAUGUCUGGGCAACUUAACUCCACGGCAUGAAGAGCUGUUCUAUAAAAAUCCACUCUUUGCUGGAGUGAGGUUGCCAGAGGUCAAGGAGGCCGAACCUCUUGAAAGACGGUAUCCCAAGCUCUCUGCGGCAGUGUUAGAUUUAGCCAAGAAAUGCUUGCAGAUUGAUCCGGACAAAAGGCCAUCCUGUGCUGACCUAUUGCAGUGCGAUUUCUUUAACAAAGAUGGAUUUACGGAAAGAUUUGCUCAGGAGCUUAGGUUAAAAAUUCAGAAAGAUGCCAGGGAUCAUCCUUUGCCAAAAAAAUCAAAAAUUAGCAAAAAGGACAAAGAUGAUUCUUUAGGAGAAGAAAGAAAAAUGCUUGAUAUCCAGGACUUCAACAUUGAUCCAAAGAUCAAAGAUCCUAAACUGUUGAAGGUGAAAUUAUCCAAAGCUGAGGUGGAGAAAGCUGACAGAUCUUCCAAUAUGAGCUGCCUGUAUGACAGUGGAACCAGUCAGUUCAAAACAGCCCCUCCGACAAGCAUGAAAGACUCCAACAGCAGCUUGGAUUACAUAAAGAACCCAGGCAUGGUUAUUCCUCCCAUUAUCCCGAACCUUGCCACCAUCACACCCAAUAUAAAUGUUAACUCUGGGAUGGGAACUAUUCCUGGAACCCAUAAUUACAGAGUUGAUGAGAAGACUAAAAAAUACUUAACCCCUUUUAUAAAGCAAGGGAAACAUUCACCAGCAGGGCAUUACAAUGUCAGCUUGGGCACAUCGGUCUCAAAUGAAAAGAACGUUCUUCAGGCAAACAAGAAAAGAUGGGAAUUCUCCAAGACAGAUGUGCGUUUGCCUGAGCUAAACUAUAACCAUUUCCCUGAACUCAAAGGAGUGGACGUUCGAAAUUCCAGAUUUGUCAAAAAGGAGAACAAAACAGUCUCAGAGUCUCGCAUUCCGUCCCUUGCCACCAUCGAUCUUCACAACCCGAGCCUGGCUUUGCAACAGAUAUCGGGAACAUCACUGCCAGAUGCUUCAGAAGCCAGCUUCCCUCGAGUAGAACGCUAGCCCGGAGAAGAACUGAGGAAUUGGGGAGGGAAUUUACACAUGUGAGCGAAUUGGGGGGAAUUAUCUGUGAAAGCCUCAGGCUACUUGUGAUGCGCAGAGCCUUUGCAGAAGUGAGGUAGAUUCCCCUCGUGCUUGCUCUGUGGAUAAUGCAGCAGGCUGCAACUCUCUGGGUAUCCAGUCAAGAUCCAGUUCUGUAACCAUCCUACAUACAGCGCUCCUGCUGCAGUCAGUCGGCGGGAUUAUUGCAUCAAACACAACCAUAAACUAGCGUCUUCCUGCCCCAGGGCCAAAUCCUGACCGGUUGCUCAGAAGGCAGUGGUAGCUGUUUGUGUGCAGCAGGAGCGGAGUGUGGACUUCAGUUUUGAAGAGAAGUGGCUAAUCUGUCUGAUUGUGAAGGGCUGGAUCUCACUCCUGUCUCUUUCCUGGUUACAAACAGCUUGGAGAUCAUCUUCUGCUAAGAACCUUGUGUGGUUUUUUCCCACAGUGUCCUCCCCACACCCUUUACAGGCUUGUGCAGGCCCAUAUUUACAGUAAGCCACAAUCCUCAGCUAGCUUGGCCAAGGAAGGGGGAAGAUGGAAGGGAUCUUCCCCUGGUAGAUUCCUCUAGGCUCUGGCUCUGAAAGUCUCAUUCUGUCUCCCACUCUUCCUUCCUGUGCCUAUUCUACCUUCUGCCUAAUGAGUCUCUUAGCUCUCCUCAGCCUAUCCCAAGCCAUCAAUUAGGCACAGCUCUUCUUAAUUGGGUCUCCUCUAGUGCAGCUAAUUGGAGCUGCAGUGACCAGAGUGCUAGAUCAGUUGUUGUUGCCCAGUGUUCAGUGGGAGUUAGGUGCUUAGAUAUUCCCUAUCAGCGUAGUAUCUGAGGCCCAGAUACUCAAAAUAUUUAAGUACCUAGGGGGAGACACUUGAAAUUGGCACAGUCUGGGAGAGCGUUGCUGAGAUGUUGCCAUCUCAGGCCUUUAACAGCCACUCUGAUUAGUGUCAAUGUGGGGAGGCGCUGAAAGCCGCCCUUUAGCAUUGCUAGGGGCUGGAGUUGUGCUGCUCACCCCGGCUUGUGCCGUGGCAGCGCUCAGGAAGGAAGGCAGGUAGUGCCAGUGUCUGGGAGCAAACUGAGCUGGCGGUGUAGGGAAACGCGGCUUCGCAUGGAGCCGGUGGUUCAGGCGCCAAGGGGAGCAGAUUCAGCACAGGCUGAUAGAAGGCUUACCAAGAGACUGGCAGUCGCCAUUGAGUCAGGGUCCCCUCUCCCAGGCGGAAUGCAGACAUGGUUCAGUUGCAAUACUCCAGCUGUAUUUUAACUCCCCUCAUCUGUGUCCCUUCCGCUUGGGUUAAUAACCCUCCGAACUCAUCAGUGCUGACAAGCAUCCCUGAGCUGCCCAGACGGCACAGCCUCCCACAUCAAGGCAAUCUCGGGGAGGGAUAUCUUCCUGAUGCCCUGAAUGUUCUACCCGGCGAGCGUGGUCUCCCAGCCAUAUCUGUUGCGGAAGCUUAGACUAAUGCAGCUUUUUAGUUGUGUGAAGGAUCCAUGUCCAGCUGUCUGUGCCUGGGGGACAGUUAUAAUACCCUAGGGCAUAUUAUGGAGGCAAUAAGAAAAAGUCCAAAUAACCCCAU
Mauremys reevesii (Reeves's turtle) is the source of this 3706-nucleotide messenger RNA. RefSeq names its product cyclin dependent kinase like 2 (gene CDKL2). NCBI's taxonomy places the organism in Eukaryota, Metazoa, Chordata, Testudines, Geoemydidae. Gene Ontology annotation, molecular function: ATP binding; cyclin-dependent protein serine/threonine kinase activity. Gene Ontology annotation, cellular component: nucleus. The coding region runs from base 323 to 2104 and encodes 593 amino acids. Gene Ontology annotation, biological process: protein phosphorylation. The record is from RefSeq and is a predicted model, not a curated record. The transcript is spliced from 15 exons.